UACAUAAGCAUUGGCCACCGGCAGACGUUAACCAAGUUCCAUAACAAGAUCUUACACAUCGCAACGGCAGAUCCUAAAAGCAUAGAACGCAACUGGAGAAUAGAGGAAAAUUCUUUGCACGGUCCAUUGAAUCAAUAAGAGGAGUACAAAGGGAAUCAGGCUGCAUCUUGCCGCUGUCUUCGCUCUAACUCUGGCCACCACCGGCAUCAGUGUCGGCUUCAAUUUCCUCAGCCGUGAUUUCUACAAUGCUCUCUCCAGUACGUUUUGUCUUCUUCUUCUUCUAACUCUCACUUGCUUUCCACUUUUAUCUUCCUACUGUUAACGUUUCUUUCCUUCUUUCUUUGAUAAAAAAGGAGAAUGUUGAGGUAGAUUGGGACGCAAGCUAUCCUAUUCCUAUUGAUUUGUGGUUAUCUAAAAGGAUUAGGAAUUAUAUGAAUAGUUAUGUCUAAUAAGAUUAUGAGUUAUAUAGUCUUUGCCAUUUAUUUACGACGGUGUAAUUCCAUAUAUAAGGAAACUUUAUGAUUAUGAAAUAAGGUAAUAAGAAGUUUUCCCACAAGUUUACAACAUCUCUCUCUCGCGCUCAUCGUUUCUUCAACUCUCGACUAACAAAAAGAAGGGGAAAACAAAAAAAAAACCAGAAAACCUAAUGUAUCUGAACAAAUCGAAUCCGAAGGCGGAGGCGGAGGAAGCUGAAACGGCAAAGAUCGAUCCUUCAGACCUUGAGGAUGUGAGAGAUGGAUCGAACUGGAAGGGACUUGAAAAGUUAUCUUCGUCCGAAGAUGAAACUAAUAAGGCGAUGAUAUUUCCUUUGUCCGUCGAAGAUGAAUCUAACGGGGAGGGGAUAACGUAUUUUAAUAUGUCCAAAGAAGCUGAAUCGAAUUGGGAGGAAACUGAAAAGGAGGCGCUAGUGUCUUUGUCCGAAGCUGCCAAAAAGAUCGUUCCCUCACAUUUUGCGGCUUUCAUCGACGAAAUAAAGCUUGUGCCGCAGACUGACUUAUUGAGGGUUAACGUUUACCUUAAUAAAGCAUUUUCCCAAGUAUCGUCAUUACCAUGGUUUAACAUGUUAAAGAAAUCUCCUUUGUCCGAUGUUCCCUUUUCUCAUAUUCCCAAGUCUGUCUUCGAAACAGCAGUGGAGUGUUGUAUCAACAAACUUCCAUUUUAUACACACUGGAAUUUCGUAAUGUGGGCACUUGAUCGCCUUCUCAUUGAUUGGGCAGCACAUGCCAGAGGCGAAGAACAACCUCUUACCCAAUAUCAGGUCGCGACAUUGGUUGAGUUAGCCAUGGUAUUGCGUGCUUCACCUGAUUCUUUGACUUGUCUUUUGCCGAUGCUGAGGGGGAGACCUAUGUAUCAUGGCCAAGACAAGCUUCCGCUUAUAGUUUGGAUGAUGGCUCAGGCCUUCCAAUCUGAUUUACCUGCUGCCUUGUAUUCAUGGGCGCAUAACUUGCUGCCACUAGUUGUUAAUAACGAUGAGUGCUACAGCUCUCAGUCAAUUGAUCUCAUCCUUCAGUUUGUUGAGAAGAUUUUGUCCUCCAAUCCGAAGGCUCGGGUUCUACUCCUCCUAAACAAAAAUGUUAGGAAUGGAGAGGUGCUGAUUCCACCUCCUUCGUUUGAGACGUUGGUGCGGCUUACAUUCCCUCCUCCAUCCGCUAGAGUAGAGGGGGCAACAGAGAGGUUUGAGGCAAUUUAUCCCUUGUUGAAGGAAGUAGCCCUUGCACCAGGAAGUUGCGCACUGCAACAUAAUAUAUUCACUUUUUCCUUGAAAUUAGCUGGUGGACAAGGAAAUCCUGCUCUAGCCAAUGAAGCUACAGCUAUCGCCAUCAGUGUUUUGACACAAAACGUUGACUGCUUUACGCAAUGGGAGAUUCUCUACAAGGAGAAUCUUGAAGCUAGCGUUCUUCUUCUUAAAAAGCUUGUAGACGAAUGGAAGGAUCAUUGCCUCAAACUAUCACCAUGCUCGGAUGAUGCUCGCACUGUCAAGCAUGCUAUGUAUAGCUUCAGGAUGGAGAACGAAAAAGCCAUCACUGAAGGAGUAGUCAAUCUCUCUCUUUACAAAGAAGCUGACAAGUCGUGCAAACUGAUCUUGAGGAGACUACUCUCCCGUGGAAGUGGCGGCCUCGGAAUAGGAUCCUUAACCGCUAUGUUUAUAGCCGCUGCAGGAGGUAUUGUUGGAGCCGCACUUACUCUGUAUAUAUCUUGCAAGUAGCAUAUAAUGAAUGGGUUCUCGCUGAUGUUGAGGAGUGUGGUGUAUACAAUCCUCUCUUAAAAGAGACUUAUCAGAAUAUUUAACGACUUGUUUGAUCUAAAUGUAUUAUCUAUACUAUUAAAGCAGGAUCCUAUUGGCUUUUUUACUAAAAAUACAUUAUUUUUUACUAACAUUGCAUAUCUAUAUAUAAUAGUAAACCUAAAGUGACAUCACUAUUUUUUAUAGGAAAAUAAAAGUGAAAUCGUACGGUGGAGAUUGUUGCUAUUAUUCAAUCUAAUGGAUGAAAUUUUAGAUUCAUUAAGUCAUCUGACGUCAUCAAUAUUAAUGCCAAUGGACGCAAACAUCAUCUCUUUGGUUUUCUUUUUCUGAAUAGUCACUUUCCAAAAGACACAACUUUUCAGAAUAAAAUCCUUUAGCAAAUUUAUAUA
Messenger RNA from Raphanus sativus (radish), 2634 nucleotides. RefSeq lists its product as uncharacterized. The record is from RefSeq and is a predicted model, not a curated record. Gene Ontology annotation, cellular component: Golgi apparatus; endoplasmic reticulum. Bases 647 to 2206 code for a protein of 519 amino acids. The transcript is spliced from 9 exons. NCBI's taxonomy places the organism in Eukaryota, Viridiplantae, Streptophyta, Magnoliopsida, Brassicales, Brassicaceae.